Arabidopsis thaliana (thale cress) is the source of this 3260-nucleotide messenger RNA. RefSeq names its product transcription regulator NOT2/NOT3/NOT5 family protein. NCBI's taxonomy places the organism in Eukaryota, Viridiplantae, Streptophyta, Magnoliopsida, Brassicales, Brassicaceae. The transcript has 16 exons. The coding region runs from base 644 to 3094 and encodes 816 amino acids. Gene Ontology annotation, cellular component: CCR4-NOT core complex; nucleus; cytoplasm. The record is from RefSeq and is marked reviewed. Gene Ontology annotation, biological process: regulation of DNA-templated transcription.
UUCUGAUUUCUGUAAUCAAAUCCACAAAAGAUCCAAUCAAAAUUCAUUCACCCAUCAUCGUUAGUUACACAUCAUCGUCUUCUUCCUCUCGCUCCCUCUGAUAGCGAAACCCUAAAAUACUCUCAGCUGCUACUUUCCGUAACCAAAUCCCGACGAAUUAACCCUUUUUUUUUUUGGGGGGAUAAAAUCAUCGGAGUCUCUUCUCUGGUUCGGCUGUGAUGGGUGCGAGCCGGAAAUUACAAGGCGAGAUAGAUCGGGUGCUGAAGAAGGUUCAAGAAGGUGUUGAUGUUUUCGACAGCAUCUGGAACAAGGUAACGUUUCCUUUCUCUUCACAAUUCUCUGUAUAUUAUUCCAAUAAUUGAUUGUUUUUUUUUCUUCCUUUCUCAAUUUUGUUAAUCGUUGAUAUCGAGAAUGCAUGAAGAUCUAUAGGAAAAUAAUCACUGUGUGUAGAUUCGGAUUGCGAUUGUUAAUUCAUGCAUUGGCUCUUAAUCGAUGAUACUUAGAUUGUGCUAGAUAGGAUUGGUGGAAAUGUCUGUGAUAUUGUUUGGUUUGUUAAUCUUUUGUUAUUUAUAACUUUUCGUUUGUUUUGUUUUGUGAGGUAAAUUUUCCAGUGGAACUCAAUAUCGAGCUCCGUUUGUUUUUUAUGCAGUGGAAUGUAUAUGAUACAGACAAUGUUAAUCAAAAGGAAAAGUUUGAGGCGGACUUGAAGAAGGAAAUCAAGAAGCUGCAGCGGUAUAGAGACCAGAUCAAGACAUGGAUUCAGUCUAGUGAGAUCAAAGAUAAGAAAGUCAGUGCAUCUUAUGAGCAAUCCCUGGUGGAUGCUCGGAAGCUUAUUGAGAAAGAGAUGGAGAGGUUUAAGAUAUGUGAAAAAGAGACCAAGACAAAAGCCUUCUCCAAGGAAGGACUGGGUCAGCAACCUAAAACUGACCCAAAAGAGAAAGCAAAGUCAGAGACAAGGGAUUGGUUGAACAAUGUGGUGAGUGAACUGGAGUCGCAGAUUGAUAGCUUUGAAGCUGAGUUGGAAGGACUGUCUGUCAAAAAAGGAAAGACAAGACCGCCCAGAUUGACUCAUCUUGAGACAUCUAUUACAAGACACAAGGAUCACAUAAUAAAGUUGGAACUGAUCUUGAGGCUUCUGGACAAUGAUGAAUUAAGUCCAGAACAAGUAAAUGACGUCAAAGAUUUUCUGGAUGAUUAUGUUGAACGAAAUCAGGAUGAUUUUGAUGAAUUCAGUGAUGUCGAUGAGCUCUAUAGCACGUUGCCACUAGAUGAGGUGGAGGGUCUUGAAGAUCUAGUUACCGCUGGCCCACUUGUCAAGGGUACUCCUUUAAGCAUGAAGAGUUCUUUGGCAGCGUCAGCAUCUCAAGUUCGGAGCAUAAGUUUGCCAACUCACCAUCAAGAGAAAACAGAGGAUACAUCUUUACCGGAUAGCAGUGCUGAGAUGGUUCCAAAAACCCCUCCGCCAAAGAAUGGUGCAGGCCUUCACUCAGCACCAUCAACACCUGCCGGAGGACGUCCAAGUUUGAACGUGCCUGCCGGUAAUGUUUCAAAUACAUCAGUUACCUUAUCAACUUCUAUUCCUACUCAAACUUCCAUAGAAAGCAUGGGGAGUUUGUCUCCCGUGGCUGCCAAGGAAGAAGACGCAACAACCUUGCCUUCUCGUAAACCACCCUCAUCUGUUGCGGAUACUCCAUUGAGGGGCAUUGGUAGAGUUGGUAUCCCCAACCAACCCCAACCAAGCCAGCCUCCGUCUCCUAUUCCAGCUAACGGGUCUCGCAUUAGUGCAACUUCAGCUGCUGAAGUUGCAAAGAGAAAUAUAAUGGGAGUUGAGAGCAACGUCCAACCUCUUACUUCUCCACUGAGCAAAAUGGUGUUGCCACCAACUGCAAAGGGUAAUGAUGGAACUGCCUCUGAUAGCAACCCUGGUGAUGUUGCGGCUAGUAUUGGUAGAGCUUUUUCACCAUCUAUUGUAUCUGGUUCGCAGUGGAGGCCUGGUAGUCCCUUUCAGAGUCAGAAUGAAACGGUUCGUGGGAGAACUGAAAUAGCACCAGACCAAAGAGAGAAAUUCUUACAGAGAUUACAGCAAGUACAGCAAGGCCAUGGUAACCUCUUAGGCAUACCUUCUUUAUCUGGAGGAAACGAGAAGCAGUUUUCUUCACAACAGCAAAAUCCUCUUUUACAGCAGAGCUCUUCCAUCUCUCCUCAUGGAAGCUUGGGAAUCGGAGUUCAGGCACCAGGUUUUAAUGUCAUGAGUUCUGCCUCCUUACAGCAGCAAUCAAAUGCCAUGAGUCAACAAUUGGGUCAGCAACCUUCUGUUGCAGAUGUAGACCAUGUCAGAAAUGAUGAUCAAUCCCAGCAAAACUUACCUGAUGAUUCAGCUUCCAUAGCAGCUUCAAAAGCUAUUCAAAGUGAGGAUGACUCUAAAGUUCUAUUUGAUACUCCGUCGGGAAUGCCCAGCUACAUGUUGGAUCCAGUACAAGUAUCUAGCGGUCCUGAUUUCUCUCCUGGACAACCUAUACAACCGGGUCAAUCUUCAAGUAGCCUCGGGGUCAUUGGACGGAGAAGUAACUCUGAGUUAGGAGCCAUUGGUGACCCUUCAGCUGUAGGGCCAAUGCAUGAUCAAAUGCACAAUCUCCAGAUGCUUGAAGCUGCUUUUUACAAACGUCCUCAACCCUCAGAUUCAGAACGUCCUAGACCCUAUUCUCCGAGGAACCCAGCAAUCACACCUCAAACAUUUCCCCAAACACAAGCACCAAUCAUAAACAACCCUUUGCUCUGGGAACGGUUAGGCAGCGAUGCUUAUGGAACCGAUACUUUGUUCUUUGCGUUCUACUAUCAGCAGAACUCAUACCAGCAAUAUCUUGCUGCAAAAGAGCUGAAGAAACAGUCAUGGAGAUACCACAGGAAGUUCAACACUUGGUUUCAGAGACAUAAAGAGCCAAAGAUUGCAACCGAUGAAUAUGAACAAGGAGCCUACGUUUACUUCGAUUUCCAAACCCCGAAAGACGAGAAUCAAGAAGGAGGAUGGUGCCAAAGGAUCAAAAACGAGUUCACAUUUGAAUACAGUUAUCUUGAAGAUGAACUCGUCGUAUAGAAUAGAGAGAGAUGCAUGUUUGUAUAUACUCUCGAGCAAGUGUGUUAUUAUUUCCUGCGACUAUUUGUACUCUUCUUUUCAAUAAACUAAUUACUUUUAGUUUCAACAAGUUGAAAUUCUUCGUUAACGACUCUUAAAGACAAUAAAAGCCAGAGUAUCAUCAUGA